AUGCGGCCGGAAGACAAGGCGGGUGUUGAGAUGGUCGACUCUCACACCUUUAAUCACCCGGAGAACUGCGGCCUACCGAACAUGCAUGGCGACUACCAGCACAACUAUCACAUCGGAGGAGCGAACCGGGCUUGGGUGCGGGAAAAUCCCUACCACGAGUUGGAGACUAUACAGCUUCCUGAGCGAGUCCUCGCGUGGAAUCGGACAUGUGCGAGCCAUACGCGGCACCGUAGAACUAGCCGCCGAAUCCCGCGCCAGCGGUUCUCGGUGAAGCGCUGCUCUCGCUGUCACAUGGGCAUCUCUGCGAACGAACUCGUCAUGCGAGCGAAGGAGCUCGUCUACCAUCUCAGCUGCUUCACGUGCGCCUCGUGCAAUAAGGCGCUUACGCCCGGCGAACACUUCGGCAUGAAGGAGAACAUGGUGUACUGUCGGACGCACUACGAGUUCAUGAUGCAGGGCGACUACCUGCCGCCGCACAUGCAUGGCUCGCCCGGCCUGCCGCCCGGACUGCCGCACGGCCUGCCGCCCGGCUCGCUGCCCUUCUACAAUGGCGUCGGCGCCGUGCAGAAGGGACGCCCGCGGAAACGGAAGAGUCCCGCCCCAGAUCUUGACGGAUGUCCUUCGUUAGGGUUGAGUGAGGGAGAGACCGACCUCGAUGGCAAUCCCUACCCGCCGGGCACCGGACCUCGAACCAAGCGCAUGCGCACCUCAUUCAAGCACCACCAGCUAAGAACGAUGAAGUCGUACUUCGCACUCAACCACAACCCCGAUGCAAAGGAUCUUAAGCAGUUGGCACAGAAGACGGGACUCACAAAACGCGUACUGCAGGUAUGGUUUCAAAAUGCAAGGGCGAAAUAUCGGAGAAACCUUCUCCGACAAGAGCAGAAGAAUCACUCAGACAAAUCGGGACAAUUGACCCCUGGCGGCGAAUCUAUCAACACGUCCAACAUCGGGGAAAUUCGGACUUCUUCGCCUACGUCGUCGUUAUCUGAUAUCAGCACGAGUCACACGCUGACGGAAUUACACGACAUAACCGGAAGUUCCGGCAUGUCAACGGAGAGUCCUCGACCAAAUCUCGAAGACCUCUUCUGACUGUAAAACAAUUAUAUUAAACAUUAUUAUGGUAAUUAUAUUGUGAACGGUGGAUCUGUCCUACUAACUCCGCGAUUUUACAUUAUUCUCAAUAAGGUUUUCAUAAUAUUUGAGUAAAUCCUAAAUAAACCAAGUGAGCUAUCGUACGUAUCGUAAAUCAAUGUAAAUUCCAUCAUCAAAUAUGAAAUAUAGUUGGUGGUGAUAUCUGGCAUCGUGAACAUAUCUAUACAAUGUAUGGAUAUGUCCACGUGUGUAUAUAGAUGUGAUAAUAGUCUUUAAAUGUAAAAGUGUGAAAUCAAUACUCGAACAUACGUGAAAGAACACGAAAUUGGGGGGCAAAAGAAAAGUAUGGCUGAGUACAGAGAGAGAGAAAGAGAGAGAGAGAGAGAGAGAGAGAGAGAGAGAGAGAG
Molecule: messenger RNA, 1502 nt
Organism: Priapulus caudatus
Lineage: Eukaryota; Metazoa; Priapulida; Priapulimorpha; Priapulimorphida; Priapulidae
Product: LIM/homeobox protein Lhx9-like
Exons: 5
Coding region: 1-1092 (363 amino acids)
Biological process (GO): neuron differentiation; regulation of transcription by RNA polymerase II
Cellular component (GO): nucleus
Molecular function (GO): DNA-binding transcription factor activity, RNA polymerase II-specific; RNA polymerase II transcription regulatory region sequence-specific DNA binding
Source: RefSeq, a predicted model, not a curated record